AAAUUUAGAGUGCGUGUUUUUCUCGUUUUUUUGGUCGUGGCUUUGGUGUUAAUUGCCCAAACCAAUGCUCGCAGGAAAUGUAAGUCCAAGAAGAAGCUAAGACCAAUUAGACCAAAUAAACCACAUAAAUCAACUCCUACCGUUAUUAUGUUUCCGCCAGCUGAGCCUGAGUCAAAUCCCACCACUGCUGCGGCAGCUCCUACUCAAAGUUGUCGAAUGGAAUGUCCUGCGUGUGCCACCCAUACACCG
Messenger RNA from Dentiscutata erythropus, 249 nucleotides. Lineage: Eukaryota; Fungi; Glomeromycota; Glomeromycetes; Diversisporales; Gigasporaceae. The record is from the annotation of a GenBank genome assembly.